Messenger RNA from Podospora anserina S mat+, 1278 nucleotides. RefSeq lists its product as uncharacterized. The transcript has a single exon. Gene Ontology annotation, biological process: sphingosine biosynthetic process. The coding region runs from base 1 to 1278 and encodes 425 amino acids. Gene Ontology annotation, cellular component: intracellular membrane-bounded organelle; cytoplasm; membrane. NCBI's taxonomy places the organism in Eukaryota, Fungi, Ascomycota, Sordariomycetes, Sordariales, Podosporaceae. The record is from RefSeq and is a predicted model, not a curated record.
AUGCUGGGCCUCCCCGCCCUCCCAAAGAAGCUCCCUUCCCGAAACUGGAUGAUCUUCUGGACCCUUUCCACCGCCAUAACUGCCGGCAUCAUCUACGACAAACGCGAGAAGAAACGAGCCAUCGCGAAAUGGAGACACGCCGUCGAGCACCUCGCCAAGGAGCCCUUGCCUAGCCACAAUGCCCUCUCCGAGCUCCGCAAGAUCACCAUCUAUCUCUCCGCUCCCCCCGGUGACGGCCUCCGCACCGCCCAAGACCACUACACCGAGUACGUCAAGCCCAUCCUCGCCGCCUCCGGCCUCGACUGGGAGUUUGUCCAAGGCCGACGAGACGGCGACGUCCGCGCCUACACUGCCGAGAAGAUCCGCCGCCACCGCAAGCAAGUCGACUCCGGCGAGGUUGAGCCCGAGCUCCCUGACGAGCCCACAAAGGAGGAAAUCAUCGCUGCUCACCGCAAGAUCCGCGGGAUUAAAGACUACGACGGUAUCAAGGGCGACAUCGUCAUUGGUAGGCACACAUGGAAGGAAUACCUCAGAGGAUUACACGAAGGCUGGCUCGGCCCCUUAACCGCCCCUCCACUCCCCAUCCCAGAACCACUCCCCACAGCCGAAUCCGACAGCGAGAAGUCAGAAGAGGAGAAGAAGAAGGAAGAGGAGGAAAAGAAGAAAGAGGAGGAAUCCAAACCCAAGCGACCGCCUCAACCCCGUCCCUACAACACACCAGCCGAUUACCCCUCCUCCCCCCUCCCAUCUUCCAUUCCCAAUGAAUUCUCCCCCGUCGCUCCGGUGAGGGAACCUCACCUGUUAGGCUUCCUCUCCACGCCAACCCGUCUGUACCGUUUCUUCAACCGCCGGCACCUCGCCGAUGAAAUCGGCCGUGAUGUCGCCGCAGUCUGCCUGGCUCACUACCGCCAUUUCUCUGAACAAUCGGGAGAGGAUCAGAAAUACGAGCAAGAAGAGGUGUUGGCCUUUGAGGAGAAGGACUGGAUCAAAUCUCUCUGGAAAGAGGCUGGGGAUGAACCUGAGAAUGUCAAGGAGCGGGAAAAGGCUGGUAUCACAGAGGUUGUCAGGGCCAGGCCGCUUGUUCUGGACCCUAGAAUCGCCGAGCGGAUGAGGAGGUUCGAGUUGUCAAAGGAGGAUGUGGAGAGGGUGGCCAAGAUUGCGGUACCUGAGGAGGAGAUUGAGGGUUGGACAAAGGGGAAGUUUAGGCAGUUGUAUCGAUGGGGAAAGGGGAAGGUUAUGGGAGAGGAAAAGAGGAGUAAUGUUGAGGAUGUGGACUAA